Messenger RNA from Botrytis porri, 1816 nucleotides. RefSeq lists its product as uncharacterized. Gene Ontology annotation, molecular function: oxidoreductase activity; NADP binding; NAD binding. Lineage: Eukaryota; Fungi; Ascomycota; Leotiomycetes; Helotiales; Sclerotiniaceae. Bases 211 to 1551 code for a protein of 446 amino acids. The transcript is spliced from 2 exons. The record is from RefSeq and is a predicted model, not a curated record.
UGCAUAUUUGAACGUCAUGCUGUUGCUAUGUUGGGGUAAACUAUGAGGGGUACUGAGACCGGAUGGAUCCAUUUAUAUGGCUCUUUAAAUGGUGAGUUUGGUAGGAGAUCGUUCAUAAUGAAGACUUCAAUUACCCCUCAUCAAGAUUAAGUAGCAUUUCCGCAAUUCUUGUUCUUCCAAAUCAUCUCCUGUUCAUUUUACAUUGACAACAUGUCUUCAUCCGAUAAACCAGUCGUGGCCUUCAUCGGCCUUGGAGCUAUGGGAAUGGGCAUGGCUACAAACCUCCUCAAAACAUUCUCUGUCACCGGCUUCGAUGUCUACGAACCCACGCUCGAGAAAUUCAGAUCCGCGGGCGGAAACACAGCUACCACGCCUCGAUCUGCGGCUGCCAAUGCGAAAUACAUCGUGAUCAUGGUAGCGACCGCUGAGCAAACACUGGCGGUUCUUUUUGACGAUACCACUGGAGCUAUCCACGAAUUACAACCGGAUGCUACGAUCAUAUUAAGCUCUACCGCUUUCCCCGAACACGUACCGGAAGUUAGAGAUUUACUCGAUAAUAAAUAUAACAGGAAAGAUGUGGAAUUGGUAGAUGCACCUGUAUCUGGAGGUACGGGUCGAGCAGCUCUUGGUACGCUCGUGGUUCUUGCUUCUGGGCCGGAAAAAUCGCUGGAAGUCGCGAAUCCGGUGUUGGACGCCAUGGCAGAUCCAUUACAUAUAAUCCCUGGUGGUGUGGGGGCGGGUACUAAGGUUAAGAUGGUUCAUCAAGCUCUCGCGGGUAUACAUAUGAUUAUGGCAUCAGAAGCCAUGGGGCUUGCUGCAUUCUUGGGUCUUAAUACCAAGCAGGCUUUUGAACAUCUUGUUAAAUCAUCGGGAGAAAGCUGGAUGUUAGGAAAUAGGGUACCCCAUAUGUUGGAGAAUAAUCUUCAUCCGUUCUCGGCUUUAAAUAUUAUUGUUAAAGAUAUGGGUAUAGUGACAGCUGACGGCCGUAGAGCCAAAUGUCCACUGUUCCUUUGCUCUGCAGCAGAGCAAGUAUUGGCAUCUGGCGUUCGUUCCGGGUUUGGCCUAGAUGAUGAUUCUGGGCUUGUCAGGGCUUAUAUCCCUACCCAGCCAAGUCUCGUGUUCGAACAGACUACAACGUCUACUACAAGUGCGGAUGAUCCGAGAUUGAAGCUAGUUGAAGAUAUACUAUCAGGUGUGCAUUUAGUCGCAGCAGUAGAAGCAAUGGCUUUUGGUCAAGCUAUAGGUCUAGACACCGCGAUGUUAUACGAUAUAGUAAAAGGGGCGGCUGGAGCAAGCGCCAUGUUUGUGGAUAGAGUGCCAGCUUUGUUAAGUGGAAAGUGCACCUCAAAAUCCUCUAUUAAUGAUAUUAUUGCUCGUCUAAAUACAGCAAUCGAAGAAGCGAGCCGUCUCAAAUAUCCGUUGAAUCUCACAGCCACAGCGCUACAGAUAUUACAAUUGGCGAGUACACGAGGUUUCGGGGAUCAACCUGAUGUUGCAGUCGCGGGACUAUGGGAUGGCAUCGUCACAUUCCCCAUACCUGGCUUUGCAUAAGGAAACAGCUUCGUCAAGGUCCAAGGAGCGAUAUUUGAGCUUUGACGCUACUAAUAGAGAUCGUCUUUCUUGGAUACUAACUUGAAGUUGAUUUACAAAGAAUAAGGUUCGGGUACCUGAACAGUGAAGAUGUAGCAAAAAUAACUCGCUUUAUUGGCAAACAUUACGCUGGAAAUACCCCGCAUUUUAUGAAUCAAAUCAUUCCUGCAGAAACUAGUAAAUUUGGCUCCUACUGCGAGUUGUGUCUCGUGGAAACCUCGCCUUG